GCCGCCCUGGCCUAAGGGACCAAGUUUGAAGGCGGUUCGGAAGGAAAGAUAGGAACGAUGACGCAGCUGGAUCAGCAGUAGCAAAUUGGAUCUCGGAUAAGAUUCGGUUAAACUUUGCAGUAUUGCAUAAGAAGUUGUCGUUCGUUGUCGAUGAGGCGUUUGGCAUGUUGCCAUGUGCUGCGUUGGAACAUGAUCUGAGCACUGGGCGAUAAAACUAAGCAGAUUGUGGAAAGGUUUCCGUCUUCCGGUAUUCAGCCCUUGCGGUCUCAACGACAGACCAACGCAUAUCACCAAGGGCCAUGCCCAUUGCCGUGGUGGCCACUGUUCCCGUCAUUAAUCAAGAACAGCAGUGGCCAGCAGAAAGUUGUUUCCAUUCGUCGGUGGUAAAAGUGCGUCGUAAUCUUCGCCACAUGGCCAACGUUGACGUCAGAUCAGUCGUUAAGAGCACCGCCAGCACGAGCACCAGAAACGGUAUCAAUGACGACUUCGACGUGGACGGAUUCAAUGUCAGCAUCAGCAGUAGCAGCAGCAGCAGCAGCAACACCAGUGGCCGUAGCUAACUCAUCAAAGACUUUUAGUGGAGCGAUAGGACGACGAGUGAGAGGAGCUUCUAGCACCGAGAUAGCAUGGAUUUCCACAAAGCACCCCCUCCCAGGCCGCCGAGCCUGGUCGGUACGGCCCUCACCAAGUCCAAUGAUGUGUACGACUACAUAUUCAUCGACAGUGGCAGCAGCCCGGACUCGUACCUGUCCGGCGAGCUCGGCGGCUUCGUGAACGACAACAAUGCCAGCCUGCUGCUCAAUGGCACCGCGACGACGCUGGUCAACGGGACCGACUUCGGGAAUGGCACCGCGGGGCUGGGGGUGGACGAACCCCUCGCUGACGUCAUCGCGAUGGCGGUGACGUCGCUCAUCCUCGGACUGAUGAUACUAGUUACCGUUAUAGGAAACGUUUUUGUAAUUGCUGCCAUCAUAUUAGAACGUAACUUACAAAAUGUAGCAAAUUAUUUAGUAGCGUCACUCGCCGUGGCAGAUUUGUUUGUAGCGUGCUUAGUUAUGCCGUUGGGUGCUGUAUAUGAGAUAAGCCGAGGCUGGAUACUGGGGCCCGAAUUAUGUGAUAUUUGGACGUCCUGCGACGUCCUGUGCUGUACCGCUUCUAUCCUACAUCUGGUGGCUAUUGCCACAGAUAGGUACUGGGCGGUGACCAAUAUCGAUUACAUGCACUCCCGCACCAGCCGCCGGGUCUUUACGAUGAUCUUCCUGGUGUGGUUCGCCUCGGUUAUUGUGUCACUGGCACCGCAGUUCGGCUGGAAGGAUCCGGACUAUCUACAACGAAUCGAGCAGCAAAAGUGCAUGGUUUCGCAGGACAUCGCAUACCAGAUAUUUGCGACGUGUUGCACCUUCUAUGUUCCUCUUUUAGUCAUACUAGUGCUGUACUGGAAGAUAUAUCAGACGGCCCGGCGACGGAUACACCGGAGACGGCCGAAGCAACCGACGACGGGUAAUAACAAUCAGGAAGAAACACCGAAGCAAACCAAAUCGAAAAUAAGAUUUCGUCUGAAGAAAAAGUUCAGCAAUCCGGCCAAAUCGGCGGCGUCCCAGCUGGGGUUGGUGGAGGGCAAUUCGACCAACACGGUGAACACGGUGGAGGACACCGAGGGCAGUUCGAAUGCGGAGCGAAAGUUUGGGGGCGUGGAGACCGCUUUCAGCAGCGACGAGACGCCAACGGUUGCCAUGGUGGGGAACAGCCAAAUCCCGACCGUUUCCCAUGAGGUUGAGCAUCGGCAGCUUUCAGAUCCAGUGCCGACGGCGAUAGAAGCGAACAAUAAUAAUCACAACAAUAACAGCAGUAACGGCAAUUCCUCAUCGGCUGCCAACGCUCUUCCGCCAUCGGCGGGUCCCCAGAAUCAGCAUUCAUCGCAGAUAUCGUUACGUCCCACGAGCAAUAACACCCUGGUGCCCCCGAUUCAGCACUCUCCUACCAUGCUCAGUGGAACUCACACCCACACCGGCUCGACGCAGAAUAUUGCCAGCACCCCGAACCCGCACGCCCAGGUCUCCAAGCGCAAGGAAACUCUGGAAGCCAAACGGGAACGGAAAGCGGCCAAAACUCUUGCCAUCAUCACCGGUGCGUUCGUCGUGUGUUGGUUGCCAUUUUUUCUAACGGCCCUCCUGCUGCCACUAUGUGAGUCCUGUCACAUCAACGACACGGUAGAGUCGCUCUUCCUCUGGCUGGGCUACUUCAACUCGACGCUCAACCCCGUCAUCUACACCAUCUUCAGUCCCGAGUUCCGGCAGGCUUUCAAGAGGAUCCUGUUCGGGACGCACCGAAGCACCACUUACCGGCGCGGAAAGCUGUAAUACGAGGAGAAACCGUAGAGCCCAGCCCUCUCUCUCUCGUCAUUCCAUCGAAACCUUCGAGAACCGCAGCACCAAAUGCCACACAUACCGAACUCCAGCCAACAACAACAGAAGGAUGCACUUGUGCUCUCGAACGGAGCGCGAUUCGGCACACACCCACCCGAUGCCGGCAAUCAGGAUGCAGUCGAGGACCCCAAAAAAACCGCCCAGCCUAGCAAAUAAAAAAAAGGAACAAGGAAGUCAUCAAGUUCAAUCUGACGAGCCAACCGGCUACGCUUAGUAUCCAUCGAAUCGUACCAUCUUCCAAACUAAAGAGCACCAAUAAAGGAGGACCACACCGGGGCCACCUGUGGAGUGCCCGUUUCUUGGCAGCUGCUUCCGUAGGCAAAAAUUUCAUAACCACUUGCCCAUUCCGUCGCCGGCUCUCCGAUGCGAUGUGGAACAGCAGCUCACGGCCAUGGAUGGAUGCGGAAUUUCGGUAAUAACUUCACUGUCUGUCUGGUGGUGCCUCUCGUUGAUAUGCGUCCUCCGGUGGGAUCGGUGGGAUGGGAAAGGUAGCGCUCGGUACGAUGCCAGAAUGGUGCUUAGGGUGUGACUAGUUCAAUGGUUAUGUACUUAUGUUCCUUGCGUGGCUCAACAUUUCGAUUGGAAUGUAAUUUAUUUUUCAUUUGAUAGGUAAUUCAUCAGAAAGGAAAAUUAGUUUUAUUUGAAAAGUAUUCAAUAACAUCUUCAAGUAUAAAGUUGGCGGACUGGUCGCUUCGGACACGAAUAAUCAUUUUGACAUUGGUUUACACAAUUAUUAUUUCUUGUUUGUUG
Messenger RNA from Armigeres subalbatus, 3176 nucleotides. RefSeq names its product 5-hydroxytryptamine receptor 2A-like. NCBI's taxonomy places the organism in Eukaryota, Metazoa, Arthropoda, Insecta, Diptera, Culicidae. Gene Ontology annotation, molecular function: G protein-coupled receptor activity; dopamine neurotransmitter receptor activity, coupled via Gs. The transcript has 12 exons. Gene Ontology annotation, cellular component: plasma membrane. The record is from RefSeq and is a predicted model, not a curated record. Gene Ontology annotation, biological process: adenylate cyclase-activating adrenergic receptor signaling pathway; G protein-coupled dopamine receptor signaling pathway. The coding region runs from base 627 to 2360 and encodes 577 amino acids.